Molecule: messenger RNA, 943 nt
Organism: Corylus avellana
Lineage: Eukaryota; Viridiplantae; Streptophyta; Magnoliopsida; Fagales; Betulaceae
Biological process (GO): negative regulation of DNA-templated transcription
Source: RefSeq, a predicted model, not a curated record
CUCUCUCUCUCUGUGCAAAUGGCUUCCAUUUUCUCUCAAAACCGCUAGUUUAAUUAUAACUGCAAAAGCUUUCCAAUUCUCUCUCUCUCUCUCUCAUGUCUUCGAACAAGAAAAACCUCCUUAGAACCAUUUUUACAUCAAAUGCAGGGUGUGGGUGUAGCAGGACAAAACCCGCAGAUGUAUUUCAGCCAACGGCGAAGCCAAAAAUCAUCGCCGACGAAAACCCAAAUCCCUCCGGCUCCUCCUCAAGCUCCUGCGACAGGAAUGGCGGCCUCUCAAUCGACGAAGAAGAUUUCACAUCCACCACAAUCUCCGAAUCCGAAACCGACCCCAAGAGCUCAAAGAUUCCCACGCCGUGCCAGAAAAUCAGCGACAGCAUCGCCGUGGAGAAGGAUUCGAGUGACCCUUAUCGAGAUUUCCGGCAGUCGAUGCUUCAGAUGAUAUUAGAGAAAGAGAUUUACUCGAAAGACGAUCUCCGGGAGCUUCUUGAUUGCUUUCUCCGGCUGAAUUCGCCUUGCCACCAUGACGUCAUCAUUAAGGCUUUCAAGGAGAUCUGGGAUGAGGUUCUCUCUGAUAGGCUGAUUCUGCUACAGAAACCGUCAAAACCAUGUGAAUCCUAGCUGUGGCAGACUGGCACGUGUGAGAGCGAUGGGAGGUCAUUGAAUUCGCACGUGCAAGGAAGCUGCAUGGGAAGGUAACCACUUCAUUUAAUUUAGUCAUCAAUAGAGAUGGGAUUUGAUCAAAUUUAAAGCAUAUAUGGUAGCUAGCAGAUGAACGAUGUGUCUGCCUAGAAGGGAUAAUCUUUUUUUUUUUUCUCUUUAAUUUUUUUUUAUAUAUAUAUAAUGUUUUUUUGGUCUGUAAUCUGUAUCAUUUUAUGUCAUACAAAUUCCUACAUGAGCAUGCAUUAAGUAGUACUGAAGUGUGUAGUUUUAAUGAGUUAGUG